Mercurialis annua (annual mercury) is the source of this 701-nucleotide messenger RNA. RefSeq names its product 15.7 kDa heat shock protein, peroxisomal. The transcript is spliced from 2 exons. Lineage: Eukaryota; Viridiplantae; Streptophyta; Magnoliopsida; Malpighiales; Euphorbiaceae. Gene Ontology annotation, biological process: response to heat; protein folding; response to salt stress. Bases 146 to 571 code for a protein of 141 amino acids. The record is from RefSeq and is a predicted model, not a curated record.
AGAUAAAACCCAAAGAACCUUCUGGAUUCACUCACAUCAUAUCAAAGCUCUCCAUUUUAAAUAUACUACAACAAUUUUCCAGCUCUACCAAUAGACAACAGCGUUUUGAAACUCAAAAUUCUAAGAUCAAUUGUUGCAAAUAUCAAUGGCUGAUGGUAUUUUCAGCUAUCCUUUCAGGAGAAUUUUCUUGAAUCCCCCUGUGUUUCGUGAAUGGUCCGGAUCAACUGCUCUCAUGGACUGGAUUGAAUCCCCUUCUGCUCAUAUCUUCAAACUCAAUGUUCCAGGCUACAGAAAAGAGGAAAUAAAGGUGGCGGUGGAAGAAGGGAACAUUUUGCAGAUAAAGGCAGAGGUGGAUAAGGAAGAGGAACAAGGAAAGGAGACAGUAUUGCACGUAGCUGAGAGAGGGACGGGGAGAAGGAACUUUUGUAGACAAAUUGAAUUGCCAGAAAAUGUGAAGUUGGAUCAGAUUAAAGCUCAGAUGGAGAAUGGACUUCUUACUAUAAUGGUGCCUAAGGAUUCCAGUCCUAAGCCGUCUAAAAUCAGAAAUAUUAACAUCACAAGCAAGAUUUGAAAUGCGAAAUUAUGUGUAAUGUCCAAAUUUGUAGUGAGAAUAAUGGGUUUGGUUUGUUGAGUCAGUAUUCUGUUACAUAGCUUAAAAGUAGAAAUGGAAUAAGGUUUGUCAAGAACCAUAAUUUAGAGAA